AUGUCUCUGAACGACAGCAUGGCAAUUAGCAAUAGCGGCUCGGAUGCUGCGCACAACGAAAAUUAUACCACAGCACCAAGAAACCCUCAUGGUAAUAGCGGUCCGGAUGCUGUGCAUACCGAGAAUUACAGCACAGUACCACGAAUUCCACUGCCGCAAAUGAGUGAAGAGAACAUUGAGGCCUACUUUUACGCCUUAGAGUUCUGGUUUCAAGCUUCGCUCAUAUAUUCAGACUCCAGAAAAUUCCAUAUCGUUUUAGCAAACCUUUCGCCGCCUAAACUACUUGAGCUUAGGUCGAUCAUCGAGACAGCGCCGGCAACUGGAAAAUAUCGAUACAUUAAGCAGAAGGUAACGGAUCAUUUCACUGAUAGUCAGCAACGGCGCCUGCAGAAGGUGCUCAAAGACAUGCCGCUUGGCGACCGUAAACCAAGCGAACUUUUCAGCGAGAUGAAGCGCGUUGCUGGCACCACGCUCAACGACAGCCUAUUGCACGACUUGUGGGUAACGCGUCUUCCACCGUAUGUACAAGCAGCUGUAAUAGUAGCAAAAGUGCCCCUCGACGAAAAAGCUAAAAUUGCUGAUUCCAUCGUGGAAUCCAUUGAUUGGCAAAACGGUCAUGUGGAUGUUGUGUCUACACACAACGAAAUUUCUAACCUCAAAAGCGAGAUCGCAGAAUUAACUCGAAACAUGCAAAAGCAUUUAACCUUGAAGGACCGUCCUCUUCGAUCAAGGUCACCUUCUCGAGCAAGGAGCGUACGGCGCGACAACCGACAUGCCACUUCGGGACUUUAUUGUUGGUAUCAUCGGACAUUUGCCGACAAAGCAACGAAGUGUCGCAAGCCAUGUGCGUUUUCCCAGAAACGAUCGUCUCAAUAA
Molecule: messenger RNA, 876 nt
Organism: Anastrepha obliqua
Lineage: Eukaryota; Metazoa; Arthropoda; Insecta; Diptera; Tephritidae
Exons: 1
Coding region: 1-876 (291 amino acids)
Source: RefSeq, a predicted model, not a curated record